Morchella sextelata is the source of this 300-nucleotide messenger RNA. RefSeq lists its product as uncharacterized. The transcript has a single exon. NCBI's taxonomy places the organism in Eukaryota, Fungi, Ascomycota, Pezizomycetes, Pezizales, Morchellaceae. The record is from RefSeq and is a predicted model, not a curated record. Bases 1 to 300 code for a protein of 99 amino acids.
AUGAAAGUCGCCGCCUCCCCGCUCGUCCUCUUCACGCUCGUCACCACACUGCCCCUCAUGGCAUUCAUCCUCAUCCUGUCGCUCCUCCCCACGCCCAGGUCCGCCCUCGACGCCACACACAGCGCGUUGCGCCACCGUCUCAGAGCGCGCCUGUCCCUGACCGCCAACGACGAGAUGGUGCUGCGGCCGGCGUUUGCGCCGCUGGAGGCGUGGCUGGAUGUCAAUGGGAGGGGUGAGGGGGGGGAGAGGGUGGUGGUGGAGCCGCUGCUGGGCAUGCGGCCGGCGCAUGGGAGGGCUUGA